This is a messenger RNA of Nasonia vitripennis (jewel wasp), 1840 nucleotides long. Its product is annotated as ribokinase. NCBI's taxonomy places the organism in Eukaryota, Metazoa, Arthropoda, Insecta, Hymenoptera, Pteromalidae. The transcript has 6 exons. The coding region runs from base 544 to 1473 and encodes 309 amino acids. Gene Ontology annotation, biological process: D-ribose metabolic process. Gene Ontology annotation, molecular function: ribokinase activity. The record is from RefSeq and is a predicted model, not a curated record.
AGACUUUUUCAUUCGACGCUACUCGCGUAUAAUGCUCGUGUUAUUAAGUCUUAUCAGUGACGGUAAUGCACUUAACGUUAUCUUGUCAUCAAUACUAUAAUAAGCUCUAUAUAGUGUAGAACUUUCAAAUUCGACAGGUGUUUUAACAGCUGUUCCAUUUGAUGCUCCCACUAUCGCAAAUCAUACCAGACCUUGAAAAAUCAACAUAUGCUUUUUUUCGCUAUAGGACUAACUAAUUUCUCGAUUUGCGUUUUUGGUUCUUGAAAAAUCAGAUAAGUUUGUUUAGGUAGCGAGUUGGCAUAAAACAAACAUUGCUUUACUUAUCAAUACUCGAAUAUCUGCCUUUAUAAUAAAACAGUCAAAGUUCAUCACCUUACCAGCUGAAUUUGUGCUUUAUGCAAAAAACGUGGAACUUAUCAGUACUGAUAGGGUGUAAUCUCUAAGUAUAUAAAGAAUAUAAGCAGCAAAAACUGACUCAGAAAGAACUGUUUCACAAUCGACUCUAAUUCAUUAAGAAGUCCUUUUCUUCACUCGAAAGUCAAGAUGUCUAAUACAAUUGCUGUGGUUGGAUCUUGCAUGAUUGACUUCAUCACAUAUUCAUCUCGUUUGCCAAAAAUUGGAGAAACUUUAAUUGGAAACAAGUAUGAGCAAGGGUUUGGUGGAAAAGGAGCAAAUCAAUGUGUGACUGCAGCUAGACUGGGAGCAUCCACAGUAUUUGUUACUUCAUUGGGAUCAGAUUCACUUGGAAAAGAAUAUUUAGAGAAACUAAAAACAGAGAAUGUUGAUGUUACUCAUGUAAAAUUACAAAAUAAUAUUCAUUCUGGUAUUGCUCAAAUCAUAGUUACAGAAACAGGAGAAAAUGUGAUAGUGAUUGUCCCGGGAGCCAAUGCACUCUUAUCUCCAAAAGACGUAGUGGAGGCCAAGGAGAAAAUUCAAGCUGCAUCUGUACUCGUUUGUCAGUUUGAAGCAUCAUUAGAAGCUACAUUAGAAGCAUUAAAACUAUACAAAGGACAUGGUAUAUCAAUUGUUAAUGGUGCACCAGCUGUGAAAAGUGUCCAUCCAGAUAUUUUAAAAUUAGCUGACAUAUUUUGUGUCAACGAAACAGAAGCAGAACUUAUAACUGGAAUAGAUCACUUGAUGUUGAAGAAUGCUCAAGAUGCUGUGGACAAAUUGUUCUCCCUAGGCUGCAAUACAGUUAUUAUUACAUUUGGAGCCCAAGGAGCCAUUCAUGCAUCUCAGAGCCAGAAGAAAUUUGUACAUACACCAGCGGAGGUUGUAAAGGCUGUUGAUACUACUGGAGCUGGAGAUGCUUUCAUAGGAGCACUUGCUUACUUCUUAGCAUACCACAAAGAUCUUCCAUUAGAAGAGUCCAUAAAAAGGGCAAAUAAAAUAGCCGCACAGAGUGUUUUGAAAUCAGGAACACAAACCAGUUUGCCGUACAGGAAGGAUAUUCCAGCUACACUUUUUGAAUGAUUUUGAGAAGAUUAGAGAGGUGCAAUUGUUAAGUACCAAAGAAUCAAGAUCUAUUUUUGUAAAAUGUUGAUAGAGUACAAAUUUUAAAGAAGUUUUCUUAUUUAAGAUGACUUAAUUUUAUGCAAAUAUUUUUAUUUGCUUAAGUGUGCUUUUUUGGUACUUACUAGUGGAAAAAGUUAUGCAAUAACUCCAUUAUUUUUUGAAUAUUUCAAAAAUUUUUUUUGAUAAAUAACGAUAUUUAUUUACAAAAGUUUUACAUAUAAAAUAUUUGAAAUCUCAACUUUUGAAUGUGCCUUAUUUACAAUGGUUCUUACUGAAUGUACUUUUUUAUAUCUUUGAAAAAUCUUUGAUACAUUUUAAUACAAUA